AUGAUAAACGUAACAGAUGCCGCGCGUACUAUCCUUGCACGCAAUGAUCGCGGUGGUUACACAGUUCCCACUGAUGGUCUCUACCCAUUUCAAUGGAACUGGGAUUCGGCAUUUGUUUCAAUGGGAUUUGCCACGUUUGACAUAGAUCGAGCUUACCAGGAACUCGAACGAUUUAUUCAAGGACAAUGGAAUAAUGGAAUGUUUCCACACAUUAUAUUUCAUGUUCCAAGUGAUAGCUAUUUUCCUGGUCCUGAUGUAUGGCAAACAGACCAGUGCCAUUCGAAAAAACCAUUGACAUCCGGUAUCACUCAGCCGCCUGUUUUCGGUAUGGCACUACGCUUUCUUUAUGAAACAGUACUUGCUACCGGUCGACAUGACAUGCUUGCACGCACGCAUACAUUAUUCAAUGCAGCAUUACGUUCGCAUCGAUGGUGGCUUGAAGCACGUGAUCCGGAUAAGCGUGGUCUAGUGGCGAUUUUACAUCCAUGGGAAAGUGGAAGCGAUAAUUCUCCUGCAUGGGAUGAAGCUCUUGUCCGAGUACCGACAACAACAAAAACUGAGAUUUGCCGUCAAGAUACAAAACACGUCAAUGCGACAAUGCGACCGCGUAAUAUUGAUUAUCAACGAUUUAUUCAUUUAGUCGAAGUCUAUCGUGAAUGUCAAUGGGAUCCAAUUAAACAAUGGUCACAUGCACCUUUCAAGAUUGCGGAUGUUCAAAUGACUGCCAUUCUUGCACGCGCUACCGCUGAUUUGAUCUGGAUGGCUUCACAGCUGAAUUUAUCUGAUGCUCUCGGAGAACUAUUUACAAUGCAUCAGCUACUGAUCAAUGGGUUGAAUAGUCGAUGGAAUCAGCAUAUCCGAGGUUUUGUCUCUUUAGAUCUUAUUUCUGGUAAAGACAUUGAAAAGCCAACACAAACUUGCUUUAUUCCAUUGAUUGCACUUGAACUUGAUAGUUAUCAACGAAAAUUUAUACAAGAGGAAAUCGAACGUUGGUGUCAAGGUAUGGUUAUUGGAAUACCGACAACCGCUCCUUUUUCACCAGACUUUGAAUCCAAAAGGUAUUGGCGUGGCCCCGUUUGGGCAGUUAUUAACUGGCUGAUUGCUGAUGGCCUACGAAAGAAUCAACUCAAGGAAUUAGCAACAAUUAUUGAGGGCAAUACAAUUAGUGUCAUUGAACGAGCAGGUUUUUGUGAAUAUUUUGAUCCUAUUACCGGCGAAGGACUUGGUGGUAAUACAUUUUCAUGGACAGCUGCUGCUUAUCUCGUUCUACGACGUCGUUUAACUGACGAUUAA
Molecule: messenger RNA, 1293 nt
Organism: Adineta ricciae
Lineage: Eukaryota; Metazoa; Rotifera; Eurotatoria; Adinetida; Adinetidae
Source: the annotation of a GenBank genome assembly